AAUUCUUGCUUAUGAGCUCUCUACACAUUAAAAGUCACUAUGGCUAAGAGGACUUUUACAACUUUUUGGCACCUCCGUAGGCACUGUAAUCUGUGUCAUUUUCUAUUGUGCAGGCAGGUUAAUACUGUUUUUUUUUUUAAUAGUCCUAGAGCAUGCAAAUAGAUUAUGUGUUUAUACAACCUACUCAGCACACAUAUACAAGUACAUAUGCCAAAGAGAAAGCUAUUUUUAAGAGUUCCAUUUGCAAACAGUAAAUCCAGGGAACACACACAUAUUCACAUGCAGAGAGAAUCUAAACAUUGAUAAGUUGCUGUUAUCCAAAUGCUACUAUUAGGACUCUCAAGUUGUUUAGAGUCAUUAAACUUUUAGCUCUAUGUUAGUCUGUCUCGUAAAACUUAACUGCACCACAGAAUGCUCCGGGUUCUGUAUCUGUAACUCCAAAUAGGUGGGUGACGUUAUUAUAAUACAAAGAUGUCUUAUUGAACCAUUAUAAUACCCAUGCCCCUAUUCCCUCAACUUUUUUUUUAAGCCAGUCUUCCUUUUUUUUUUUUUUUUUUUAAAUGGGAGUUUUAGGUAAUGUGGACAGUCUUAUCUACAACAGCAGAGUCCUUGGUGUUUCUGGAGCUAAGAGUCCUCGCAGCCCUGCAAAGGUGUCAGAGGGCUUGUAACCAAGAAGUUCUUGUGCGUUGUUGCUUUAGAAAAGUGUAGAAUUUGUACGAUUCAGAAAAGCAUUGUUACCUGUCAAACCUGGAUUUAACCUAGUCUCACGGUUUUAUUAACCUCUUGUUGUAUGUAGAUCUUCUGCUUGUAGUCCUGACACCUAUUAACUCUGUCCUCCUGACCUGGUUUGCUAGACUAGAAUGCUGUGCACACAGUAGGUGUCAGAUAGAAGCAGAAUGUAUUUACAGAAACCAAGAAUGCUUAUGUGUAGGGAAGAAACUGAGAGAGAAGGACAGCUUUAACAGAUGGACGCCUUAAAGAUACUUCUGCAAGAUAAAAGCAAUAAGACAGAAAAUGAAAAGGGGGUAUGCAGACUUAAACAAAAAAAGCUUCAGAAAGGCAUUGUUUUAAAAUGCACAUUUGUCCUGAUCUGAGAAUACUGUAGUGCUUGAUGAAUUCAGCUCUGCUGUUACUUUGAAGAGAAACGAAGCAGCCAGGCAACCUGCCAUGGAUGCUAUGGUCAAGACUGGGGAGGGGAGGGGGCAAGCAGAACAACCAAACAAAGCUAGCACACGCCAGAGAAAAAAUAAGUUGCGAAUAUAUUUUAGAGAUUCUUUCCUUAUAGGCAAAGAGUACACUUUUAUAUCAUAAGAGUACACUUCUUUUGAAAGAAUGUGAGAAAGGCCAAAUGAACUCUGUGCUUUAUCUGUGAAGCCAGGACAAGUGGGCUAUAAUUUGUGAAUACAUGGACAUCCAGAUCAGAGAGGGAGAGAGAGAAAGUGAGAUAGAGAUAGAGAGAGAGAGAGAGAGAGAGAGAGGUGAGUAGCUUCACUGACUAUGUAAAAUGCUGCUUGCCCAAGGGACCUUCCAAUGCCCUGCUGUGGUGCCCACUUGGCAAAAGCAGAGUGUAUUAUAUGACCCCAGACAAAAGUUUCUCUGCGCUCCAGGUCCCAUCAGAUCUCCUGCUGGCAUGAGGACCUUGGACAUUUAAAUAUGAAUGAAUGGCAGAAAGGAAUUCUGGAUUCUGUGAGGCAGAGCAACCAGCUGUCUCAGAGCAACCCCAGCCCCAGUUCUCUGACCUGAACUAGCUACCUGAGGACCUCCCUCAGAUACCCAGCAGGGCCAGAUGGGUGUUUACUCUGGGAGCAAGGCCAUGGGAGAAGACUUGGGGGUGGGGGGGGGGGCGCAAUUUCCAAUCAAGUUAUUUCAGUGAAUAGAAACAGUGCAUUUAGUUUGCUUGGGUUUCCACUUCCAAAGAAGAAAGGUGAAGCAAGAGAAAGGGUUGAGCAGAUAAAGAGGGAAAGAAAGAAAAAAAAAAUUAAAAACAGAAGAAAAAGAAAGAAACCCCCAGACCAAAAGUGAACAGGAGUAGGAGAAUUUGUUGUAGAAACGACUGAAGAAUCCCCCCGCCCCCACCCACCCCGAGAAUGGUAGGAUUUGAAGAGAGGUGUGCGUGAAGGAGCAGGGAGCAGCGGGAAGGCAGCCUGUCAGAAACCGGCUGUCCCUCCUCCCUAGUCACAGCUUUUACUCACAGACGCCCUCCCUCUCCCAUUCACUCACUCACUUAGGGCCAAUCCGUCUCUCUCUCUCUCUCUCUCUCUCUCUCUCUCUCUCUCUCUCUCUCUCUCUUUCUCUCUCUCUCUCUCUCUCCCUCUCUCCCUCCCUCCCCUCCCUCCCCUUCCUCUCCUCUCUCUCCCUCCUUCCUUCUCUCUCCCCUCCCCCUCUCCCUUUCUCCCUUUCUCUCCCCUCUUUCCCUCCCCCUCCCUUGCUCUCCCUCUCUUUCUCCCCCUAUCCCUCUGUCUUCUCUCCCCCUCUCUCCUUUCUCCCUGUCUCUCUCCCUCCCAUCCUCUCUUAGUCUCUGUCUCCCCCCACCCUGUCUCUUCCUUCCUCCCUCCCUCCCUCUCUCCCUCCCUCCCUCUCUCCCUCCCUCCUUCCUUCUCUUUUACUCGGAGACAGUCAGAACUCUCCUCCCUGACAGCCACAAACCUACAGCACUGACUGCAUUCAGAGAGGGAACCUGCAAACAAAACUUCACAGAAAACUUUUUGCUCUUGUUCCAGAGAAUUUGCUGAAGAGGAGAAGGAAAAAAAAAAAGUCCAAAAAAAAAAAAAAAAAAAAAACAAAAAAAAAAACCUGUGCGUGAGGGGUGGGGAGGAAAAGCAGGGCCUUUAAAGAAGGCAACCACACACGACUUUUGCUGCCAGGAUGCCCUUGCUUUGGCUGAGAGGAUUUCUGUUGGCAAGUUGCUGGAUUAUAGUGAGGAGUUCCCCCACCCCAGGAUCCGAGGGGCACGGCGCAACCCCGGACUGCCCGUCCUGUGCGCUGGCCACCCUUCCGAAGGACGGACCUAACUCUCAGCCGGAGAUGGUAGAGGCCGUCAAGAAGCACAUCUUAAACAUGCUGCACCUGAAGAGGAGGCCCGAUGUCACCCAGCCGGUGCCCAAGGCGGCGCUUCUCAACGCGAUCAGAAAGCUUCAUGUGGGUAAAGUGGGGGAGAACGGGUAUGUGGAGAUAGAGGACGACAUUGGCAGGAGGGCCGAAAUGAAUGAACUCAUGGAGCAGACCUCGGAAAUCAUCACCUUUGCCGAGUCAGGCUCAGCGAGAAAGACGCUGCACUUUGAGAUUUCCAAGGAAGGCAGUGACCUGUCAGUCGUGGAACGUGCAGAAGUCUGGCUCUUCCUGAAAGUUCCCAAGGCCAACAGGACCAGGACCAAAGUCACCAUCCGUCUGUUUCAGCAGCAGAAGCAUCCGCAGGGCAGCUUGGACAUGGGGGAUGAGGCCGAGGAAAUGGGCUUAAAGGGGGAGAGGAGUGAACUGUUGUUAUCAGAGAAAGUGGUCGAUGCUCGGAAGAGUACCUGGCACAUCUUUCCAGUGUCUAGCAGCAUCCAGCGCCUGCUGGACCAGGGAAAGAGCUCCCUGGACGUGCGGAUUGCUUGUGAGCAGUGCCAGGAGAGUGGUGCCAGCCUGGUGCUCCUGGGCAAAAAGAAGAAGAAGGAAGUGGAUGGAGAUGGGAAGAAGAAGGAUGGAGGUGACGGAGGGGUGGAGGAAGAAAAGGAACAGUCACACAGACCUUUCCUCAUGCUGCAGGCUCGGCAGUCGGAAGACCAUCCUCACCGCAGGCGUAGGCGGGGCUUGGAGUGCGACGGCAAGGUCAACAUCUGUUGUAAGAAACAGUUCUUUGUCAGCUUCAAGGACAUUGGCUGGAAUGACUGGAUCAUUGCUCCCUCUGGCUACCAUGCUAACUAUUGUGAGGGUGAGUGCCCGAGCCACAUAGCAGGCACCUCUGGGUCCUCGCUCUCCUUUCACUCAACGGUCAUCAACCACUACCGCAUGAGGGGUCACAGCCCCUUUGCCAACCUUAAGUCAUGUUGUGUGCCCACCAAGCUGAGACCCAUGUCCAUGCUGUAUUAUGAUGAUGGUCAAAACAUCAUCAAAAAGGACAUUCAGAACAUGAUUGUGGAGGAGUGUGGCUGCUCCUAGAGAUGCCAGGUCCCAGAGGAAACGGAUCUAGAAAGUUCAGAGAAGACAGUGGCAAAAUGAAGAAAUAUAAGGUUUCUGAAUUAAACAAAACAACCAGAAAAAUAGAAAUAAUAAUAAUAAUAAAAAAACCCACAAAAACAAAAAAACUAAACUGAAAACAAAACCUAAUGAAACAGAUGAAGGAAGAUGUGGAAAAUAUUCUAAGCCAGGGCUCAGAAAUGAAACGUUGAAGGAGACAGGGAUUGGGAGGAAAAGAGAGAAUGGUGUACCCUUCAUUUCUUCCAAAACCAAACUGAUUGCAUCGGCUUUGUCCAAACUGGGUAUUGUCCUCUCUCCUGCCUCUUGUGGUUCCCUUGCGAGCCUGGAAGUCUACUUGUCUAUUCUGCAGUAAUGUGGGCUAGCACAACCCAAAUAACGUCUAGAAAGCCAUGAGUUUUAAAGGGCCAGUCCCACCCAGUUACCCAGGUCAUAAGUAUGUCUAUGUGACACUAUCUCUGUGUAUUUCAGCACACGCAAACAGACACACACACACACACACACACACACACACAGAGGCAUUUCCACACACCACAUGCAUACACAUACUGGUGAGAGAACAAUUCUGUGAGGGUGGUCACACUUUCUUUUCUGUACCACUUUUGCCACCAGACAAAAAAAAAACCAACAUAAAACAUUUGAGAACAAGAAUGGAAAGAGCAAAAGAUCAAGGAAUAAAGAAUACCUAGUUACAUUUCGUUAAGGUGCUUAUGAUCUUAGAACUAUGCAACCUAAUAGGUUUGAAACUGUUUACCUGAAAGAGGACAAAAAGAGAGACUUUUUUGUAUUGGAAGUAACCUGAUUAAUUUUUAUUUUCUUCAAGGAGAGAUACUUGAAAGGAACAUGUUUGUCCAUCUGUUGGAUUCAAACAUUUCUAUAUUUUGUAAAUGUUGUUUUUUUAUCGUUUACUAUUUGCACUACAAUGGUGUUUGACCUGUCUAAUCCUUAUUUAACAAGUAUUUUCUUUGGGUGGGGGUGGGGGGUGGGGUUUCAGAGCUGCACUUCAUGUGAGCUAUAAAAGAACUGCUACAGCACACAAAAAUAGCUAUUUUUAUUAUUAUAAUUAUAAUUAUUAUUAUUAUUUUGUACCUUAAAAAUAGACACAUACACCAAAGACAUUUGUGUGAGCCUUUAAACAGUCUAUCUGUGGUUGGUAUCGUUCGCCAUGAGUCAGGGGCAGAGAUCUAAGGCUGAGUUAGGUGGGUGGUGUUCAGGCUUAAAAGACCUGAGAGGUUUGGGCUUUGACUCUUUUUACAUCCAUGAAACAGGACAUUUCCUACUGGAUGUACAGUAGUGUACACUGUUGGAUUAUCAAGUUCAAAUUCAUGAGACUACAUGCUUGUAUGUGUAUAUAUACAUGGCUUGUGCAUAUGCGUACCUGUGUGUGUAUAUAUACAUGUUCUGUACCAUGUCCAUACACAUUUUAAGCACUUCAGGCUGUCAUUUUUUUUAAUGUUCUUAAAGCAAUGAAUGUUUGUGUGCAAAACACAGUAUUUGUAAGAAGGAUAAGUGAUAGAUUUUUCUUGCUUUUACUCUGUAUUAGGUGGGUACAUUUCAAAUAUUUGGAUGGGAAAAAGCCUGAAAAUCCUAGUGAGUAUCCAGCCAGGCCCUCUUUAAUUGUACAGGAUGAAAUCUCCCCUCUUCCUCAACCCUGCUCCCUACAAGCUAUCCCCUGUGGGGAAAACAGGAUGUUAAUGAAAAAAAAUGGGCUGAUUUUUUUUUCAACUUCUAUUUAUUAUUUAUUGGAAUCAAUCUUAAAUCAGAAACUUUUUCAGAAAAAAAUAUUUUUAGGCUAGAAUAAAAGUUUUUUUUUGAAUAGUGUUGUUACUACUUAAAUAAUAAAAUAAGCAGGAAAGUAUUUAAGACAGUGGGAGUUAAGGGAGAGAGCACUUAGGAGCCAGAGAGUAGGAUAGUUGUACAAAUCUCUAAUAUUUUAUUUUGCAGCCAAAAAUUCUUGAUGUGCAAGUUUAUAUUUUCAAAGGCAAAACUGUAAAGAUUGUCUUCUAAAGAUCAAAAUACACGCUUAAACCCAAGUUUCUAAUUUAGUCCAGUGUUUUGCUUGUCUAAAACAGCUAAUAAAUUAUUCAUUUAUGUAUUUAAAAUACAGAGCCUUAUUUUUACGGACUUGUUUGAAGUUUGAAAAACUUUAUAAAAAUGAAAAAAACUCUAAUUGAAAAAAAAAGCUAUAUUCCUCAGUACUUUAUAAAGUAUUGAAGCUUUUAGCAUUAAGUCAGUCCAUAGAUUAAAGUCAUUGUAGGAAAAUGAGAUGCCAAUGAGAAAUUAAAUCUUACAAAAGCUGGUUUAACUCUUAAAAAUAAACUAAGUCAAUAUAUAUUAUAUAUAUAUUAAGUCAGUAUACCUUCUCACAUUAGGCUGUAUGUAGGCAAACUACUUUAGUCUUGUUACUGGGCAAACAUACUUACUGUGUUCCAGGGGCCCUCCCUGUCUUAUGCAGGAAAUGCAUGUACUGCAUAAGAAAUGAAUAAUAAUUAAGGUCUAGUGACCUUGGAGAUCUUGCAUGUGGGGACAGAUGGCAUGGUGAGGACAAAUUGAGGGGAGGUAGAUGUCCGGGUUCAACUUUGCCAAUUUUUUAUGGAAAAAAAAAAACAAAAAACUUUAGGGCCCUCUGAACUGUUUCUUUGUUACUGGACCCAAUGCUGGGACCUAUAGAAAUACUGUGUAAAGGUCUACUGUGCCAUAUUGAAGAUGGCCUAGACAGUGGGAAGGGCAGGAUUUAUGAAACUACUAAUACUAGUUCUCAUCCGUCUGAGAGGAAUCUGCAAUCUUUUAAAGCCCUUUAAAGUUUAGAUAUUCUGGAGGUAAGCUCGGGUUUAAUUAGUAACCACAGUAAUUGAGUCUAGAAAGAAAUGCGAUUCCACAGGACAGUGUAUUAAUUGGAGAUCGAGUGACUUGGCUGUCACAUACCAAUAAACUUCAUCUAAGCUCAUCAAAUUUUUAUGGCCUUGCAAUAGAAUUUAAAUUGCUAACAUCUUUAACAAUAUGAGAUAUUAUUUUUGCUAGAGUUAGCAAUCUAGGAAACACAAAGUCUUGUGAACAACUGGUCUUUUCACAGAGCUGUAUAGUACAAACCAAAAAGCUUUUAAUGCCUAACAUCUUAGUUUCUUCAUGGUGUGCUUUACCAAGUAUUAGAGUGGCUCUACCUGGUCUCCCCACUUUCUCUAGGAUAAUUCUUAAGUACUUGCCCACAUGAAUUCUUGAAGUUCCGAAGAGCAUCUGUGCUCAAUAUCUCUUUAAACAUUAAAUACUUGUAAGCUUAAUUGACAUCUCCCCCCGCCCCCAAUAAAACAAAUUCCAGCACAAUGAUUGGGACUUCCUUAUCCUAGGAGACCAAACAAUUCCAAGUUCGUUUAAGAUUGAUUCCACACUCCAUUGUCAAGGAGAGGCCUUCCGUUUUCUGAAAAGGCAGAAUAAGCAAAACAGUUUCACGUUUGCGGGACUGAACUCAAGAGGUGACUAAAAAGAGAAUAAAUAUGCCUCAGAUAAAGUAACAUCCAUUCAAAUGGUUGUGGUCACUUGGAAAAUAUGAUUUCCUUGGGUCUUUUGGCAAUUUCUCUUUUCAAUAUAGAGAAAAAGGUAAUCACCCCAAAACCCGCAUAAGUGAGACUUGUAGAUGUGGGCAGGAGGUUUGGGGAUGGACAUUGUAUGUUUUUAAAUUAAACCCCUUAUCACUGAGAAGCUAUUGGAUGGGUCAGAGAUAAUGAAUGCUUAGAUGCUGUUCACAUCUUCAAGAGCAGAAGCAAAUCACAUGUCUCAGCUAUAUUAUUAUUUAUUUUUAUGCGUAAAGUGAAUCAUUUCCUCUGUAUUAAUUUUCAAUGGGUUUUACCCUCUAUUUAAAUGCUUUGAAAAAACAGUGCAUUGACAAUGGGUUGGUAUUUUUCUUUAAAAGAAAAAUAUAAUUAUGAAAGCCAAGAUAAUCUGAAACCUGUUUUGGUCUAAAACUUUUUAUGUUAUGUGGUUGAUGUUGUUUGUUUGUUUUUAUUUUUAUUUUGUGGGUUCUUUUGCAUACUACAUGCAUUUCUUUAACCAAUGUCUGUUUGGCUAAUGUAAUUAAAGUUGUUAAUUUAUAUGAGUGCAUUUCAACUAUGUCAAUGGUUUCUUAAUAUUUAUUUUGUAGAAGUGCUGGUAAUUUUUUAUUUACAAUAUGUUUAAAGAGAUAACAGUUGGAUAUGUUUUCAUGUGUUUAUAGCAGAAGUUAUUUAUUUCUAUUCCAUUCCAGCGGAUAUUCUGGUGUUUGCGAGGCAUGCAGUCAAUAUUUUGUACAGUUAGUAGGCAGUAUUCAGCAAUGCCUGAUAGCUUCUUUGGCCUUAUGUUAAAUAAAAAGACCUGUUUGGGAUGUA
Messenger RNA from Meriones unguiculatus (Mongolian gerbil), 8534 nucleotides. It is a transcript of the gene Inhba, whose product is annotated as inhibin subunit beta A. The transcript is spliced from 2 exons. The record is from RefSeq and is a predicted model, not a curated record. Bases 2866 to 4140 code for a protein of 424 amino acids. Gene Ontology annotation, molecular function: cytokine activity; growth factor activity; hormone activity. NCBI's taxonomy places the organism in Eukaryota, Metazoa, Chordata, Mammalia, Rodentia, Muridae. Gene Ontology annotation, cellular component: extracellular region. Gene Ontology annotation, biological process: BMP signaling pathway; SMAD protein signal transduction.